Annulohypoxylon truncatum is the source of this 3137-nucleotide messenger RNA. Its product is annotated as ferric reductase like transmembrane component-domain-containing protein. Gene Ontology annotation, cellular component: plasma membrane. Lineage: Eukaryota; Fungi; Ascomycota; Sordariomycetes; Xylariales; Hypoxylaceae. The transcript has 2 exons. Gene Ontology annotation, biological process: intracellular iron ion homeostasis; copper ion import; iron ion transport. Gene Ontology annotation, molecular function: ferric-chelate reductase activity. The coding region runs from base 522 to 2423 and encodes 633 amino acids. The record is from RefSeq and is a predicted model, not a curated record.
UGUGAAGCCCAUCAUCUACCUAGGAGGUCGUCUUCUUACCUGGUUUUUCCGAUUAGCCCAUCGCCUUCAAUUUUUUAAUUCGUACCUAACCCUUUUAUCUGAUCUGAUCCAGACCAGAUCCUACCAUCUUUCCCACUUAAUCAUCACGUCUUCUUCCGACUUUCCCACAUAUCAGUUCGCGCCUUGACGGCAGGACUGAAUGUGCUAAGACGUCUCUUCACGAUCAUUUCCCGUCUUUUUGACAAAGACGAUUAAUUCAAAGUUCUGUCAUUACUGAUUGAUGCCGCGUGGGAUUUUUUAAUAUUCCAACCAGCACAAGAUCUACAACGUUCACGUCUCUCACGCGUCUCACGUUUUUCACACUUCUUUCAUUAACCGCAAUUAUUCCAAACUCCGUUCUCAACGGUAGGAAAUCAACAGAUAACCGUCAACACAUUGUCGACCUUAUUCCCAUUCCCAUUCUCAUGUUCAUUUUUCGCUACAGUCUGGUUUAAAUAAACAAGAAGUGGAAGUGUGCAAAGAUGUCGAUGAUCGGUAGAGAUGACAUGGAUGACAUGGGCGACAUGCCCAUGGAGAACAUCAAUGAUGAAAACUGGCCCGUAACCAAUCGAGCUUAUGCUAAGGGUUACUGGUACUUCAUUGCAGCCGCGGUCGCACUGUUCCUCGUUAUCCGAACCAUCAACUUUGCCCUGAAUUGGUCAAGAUUGCGCAAAGCCAAGAGUCAAUCGGUGCAUAUUCCUACCAAGCCAACCAACCGAUUCACUCAGACAUGGGCAACCUUAACUGCCCUAUGUAGGGAGAUCAGCUAUCCGCAGUUCUACAUCCCAAUCCGAGGUCUGUCAUGGAUGACGCCGCCCCCCAUGGGCCGCAUCUUCAUCAUCUUCGUCUACUGGGCUGUCGUCGCCUAUAUGAUGGCCAAAGAUGUUGUGAGAUACGAUAUCAAUUACUAUGAGCGAAUUGGUUAUCGUAAUGCUUGGGUGACGGUUACUCAAGUGCCUCUUCUCUACCUACUAGCCUCUAGAACCAACGUCAUCGCACUGGUCACUGGUACAAGCUACGAACGAUUGAAUUGGCUUCAUCGAUGGGUAGCUCGAACCAUGUUCGUCUCCGCCACCUGUCAUGGCUGGUUCUUUUGGACUGAGUGGGUUAGAGGUGAUAUGGUUGACCUAGAACUUAGCAUGAUGCGAAUGGUUCGCUAUGGACUCGGAGCUUGGGGAAUCUUGCUAUGGAUGGUUGUCACAUCCUUCAAGCCAUUCCGCUCUAUGGCGUACGAAUUCUUUGUCAUCCAACACGUCUUAGCAGCUGUUGUAUUCCUCUGGACUAUCUACCGCCAUGUUCCUGUAGGCGGAAGAUACAACGUGUGGUUCGCGAUUGCUUCGAUCUGCUUUGAUCGCGCUUUUCGCCUGGGACUCUUAUUUUGGCAGAAUGUCAAAUUGCGCCCGAACCGCACAUGCUGCGAGGGCGCACAGUGGAUUGGCCAUCUAACCAAGCUUUCUCCCAUUGGCGAGUCUACAACAGUGCUCACUAUCAAGGAUGUUCACUUCAAGUGGAGUCCGGGACAGCACCUCUAUUUGUGGUUGCCGAGAAUGGCAUUGUUCGAAGCCCAUCCAUACACGAUUGCCUCUGCGCAUCAAGUCCCGGACACGUGUAUCUGCAACAGCAUCCAGUUGGUAGUACGAUCCCAUUCGGGCUUCUCAAAGCGUCUCAACAAAUUUGCCCGAAAGCUAGAGGAAUCGGGAAAGAAGCAGACUCUGACGGCAUUCGUAGUAGGCCCGUAUGGUAACCCACCCCGAUGGGAUAUCUUCGAGACCUUGGUCUUUAUAUCCGCUUCGACUGGUGCAUCCUACACCCUCCCUGUCCUGGAGAAUGUGCUGAAAUCCACGGCUAAGUCAUGUAUCAAGCGAGUGGAUUUUCUCUUGGCAGCAAAGCAAGGCGAGGAGAUUUCUUUCUACCAUGAACGUCUACAUGAAGCUAUCGAGGAGGCCAAGUCGGUGGGCGUUGAAUUGUCCGUGCACAUUGCCGUAACUGGUGAUAGACAACCCGAACCGGCGGUUACCACGUCAUUCCCAGAGUCUUCGACGUCCUCGGCGAAUCAUGAGAAGAAGGUUAUUGACGGAGAGACCCAGGCAGCAGCAAAUGUCGAAGGAGUCGCUCAGCCAUUGAUGAACCAAUCGUCAAGCCGUGUCCCCAGCACAGGCUCUGACUCGCACAUCCAGCAUUUGACAUCGCGACCUGAUGUGGCUGGCUUUAUCAAGACGGCGGUUGAGGCUACUGGAGGUGAAACUGGCGUGGUCGUUUGCGGUGGACAAUCCUUGGUUGCCAAGGUGAGAACGAGCGUGGCCAAGCUGAGCGACGAACGCGCUGUUCACAAGGGUACUGGUGCCCAGGGAAUCUACUUGCAUGUGGAAGAGUAUUGCUUCUAAUGGAGAUGCUGGAAACGUCUAUAUUAGGAGUGACAUUAAUUGCAACAUGGGGACCAAGGUUUGCGAUUUGCUAUAGUUUUGGGACUCAUGUUUCAUUCCACUGCUGGUUGGGAUUCUACUUACUGUCUAAGAUUGAUAAUGUGUAUUCGGAUCCUUCGCCCCGGCAAAUCCCUUGGGUUGUCGGCCAUUAUCUGAGGCGGCGGGUGGAGAGGCUCUAGCUAUAGCUAAGAAAUGAUAUGCCCUUAUUCUCUAUACGAUUCUUGACAGGCAAAAUUCAAGCCUAUGAAGUGAAUGCUAUGACUAUAGGAUUUCGACGGUACACCGACUUUCUAGUACAUUAGAAGUAGCUCAAACAUGCGGUUAGGUAGACGAUUUCGGAGGACCGAAAACCGAACGGCGUUUAUCACAUCAGUCUGGAAUACCCGGCUCUCCCGAGCCGAGAGGGUAGCCUCAUAGUCCUAAAUUUGUCGUUGUCCGUACACGUGUUACGGUAUCGGCCAGUCCGGUUACCCUGAGUAUCCUCGACGCGUGUCUGCAGUAAGAGGGUGUCAUGGAUGAUGCUGUUACCGCAUUUAGCUACUUGGCAGGUACUCAUUACGAGUUUGAAACAGGUGUAAUGUCUGCCUGACUGUUGUUCCACACAAGACUCGGUUGCUUCCUAAUUUAAUUUAACAUGCCAAAAUAUUCGGGCUUUUUUUUUCGUUUUCGUUGAAG